ACGCAGAUGUAGUUACAUAAAGAGUCAUCUUAUUUCACAUGCAUUAUGUGUAUUUAUUAGUGUUUCUAGAAUGGUUUGAAGAACUUGUGCAAUAUUUAGUAAAAAGCGAUGUAUAUGAUUUGCGAUGCACUAUUUUAUUUCCAUGUUAAACCUCUUCAAGAUACGGGUAUUUUAUUAAAAGAAGUAUCCAAUUGAGGCAGUGAUGGAAUAUCGUGCAAAACUACGCAUAAGUUAAAAAGACAUCACGUGCUAAUAUCACGCAGACAUGGGUAAAAAUAAAACGGGUGCCGAGGGCUGCCAGGAAAAGACAAACGGACAGCAAAAGUGGAAGAAAAUCAAAAAAGUUUCUGACAGCGUCGCAGCUCUUAAACCCGCGGCACACGUACCACAAACUCCCCAUCUGAAGAAAAAACGGUCUGCAAGUUUGGUCUCCGAAACAUCCGAGAUACUUUUGCACCCGUACCGCCUGAACAGGAACAAUUCGCUUGCGUUUUUAGGCGAUGCUUUGUUGCUCGGUACAAUAAAGUCAGAGGAUUCCAAACAUGUUACGCAUGAGGAUGAAAGUCACUUGACUCGAGGCGAGGACCUUAAGACAUUUGGAAAAACACAAGACAAUAAUCAUAAGAAAGGCCCCAGAUUAAAGGAAAAGCGACGUUCGUUGGCAGCGAUCUACACCCAAAAGGAACCAUCCCAUGCCCCGGAAGAUCCUCAAACAGUCAUAAGGAAUAAGACAUUCGACGUGGUGAAGAACACCCUCGGACUGCUGUUCCAGGACGAUCAACUCCGCCUGGGGGUAGACAACGCCUACCCUCUCCUGAAGACCAUCGGGCUCAAUCCACAGAGCGAAAGAGUUGUCGACCUUGUCAGAGAGGCCAGCAUUGAAAACUACGGAGAAAUCAAACCAGAAGAGUUCGAAUCUGUGGUUCUGGGAUUGGUGCAAGAACAGGAUGUGGAACUAUGGGAGCAACGUAUGGAGGAGAAGGAGCAUCUUCACCGGGAGCUGGCUGCAGCUAAAGCGAAAGCGGAAGCCGAAAAGAUGCGCGUCGAGCAAGAGCGUUUGAAGGCCGGAUUUGUAGUAUCAGAAGCCGAAGUGAAGGAGGACGCGGAAAGGGAAGAAAUGAUGAAAAAGAAAGAAAAUGACCUCAAAGAAAAAAUGCAGAAGGAAGACGAACUUUUCGACAAUAUGAAAAUGGCAUUCAGGUUCAUCGACCAUGACGGUGACGGCGUGAUUUCCACGAGCGACCUCUACACGCUCAUGAUGGGGCUGGGUGAGAUGCUGACUGACGACGAGCUCUUCAGCAUCCUCAACAUGGCCGACCUCGACUGCGACGGAAAGGUCACCUAUGACGAUUUCCGGAAGUUUUUGCUGCCCCAGUGCGGAGAUGAAACGCUGAUUACCGCUCCCCGUCUUCUGGCACAGUCACUUCUGAACCAGGGAACAGAACCUGCCAUCACCAAGGCAAUAGAAGAUUCCAAAACGAACGCAGUUUCUAAGUCAGACACUCGUGAUAAUGCCAAAGGCAGUAUAAACGUUCCUUUUGACACGGAACAGGCGUCUAAAACUGUUGACACAAGUGCCGUUGUGGAGGAUACAAAUAAAAAUAUUUCUGGUGAAAAAGGGCUAGAAAACGCUAAACCGGAGACGACAGGGAACGCCGCCGAGCAAACCGCGGCACUAGAGAAAAGACGGUCUUCAAUGCUGUGGGGCUACAUGAACAGGAAUAACAGCACGGACUCAAGAAAGCCCAGCUUGCCCUCAGUUACGUCGGAAGACGACAGUGUGUUUGAAAGCAACAAACUCGAAUCGGAGGCGCCCGAAAUCAACCUACCUGAAGCUACUCAAGAAACUAAAGAAGAAUUUCGCACUUUACAGACACCAGUUGAUAUUGAUAUAGACACAAAUGAAACACCAAAUCAUCUGGGCGCAAUACGGGAAGAAGAUGAACAUUCUAACUGUGAACUUGGAGAUAAAGAUGUGGAUUUAGUAGAAACAGAUCAUAAAAUAGACACAUUUCCUUUAUCGGCAAUUGAACAUAAACGAAAACUUUUUUCAAGACAAAGCUCGUCGGCUUCGCUGAAAACAAAAGUAACCGACAGUUUUGGUGACUCUGGCAUUGAGACUCUUGACACCGUUAAUUGUUCAGAAAUAAGAGAGCAACCCGACGUGUUUGAUAUAGAUAUGUCGGACGAGGAGACGGACGACAGACAGAAAAUGUCUACGCCGUGCUCUGAGAUAAAAGCUAGCCCACGCGCUAUUUAUGACGUAGAACAAGAUGACGAGGAUAUGGUAGACGCACAUCACGUGCACGAAUCCCUCUCGCGUGUCAGUUCCUCAGAAUCGUUGAGCAAAUUAGAUGACCUGGAAUCCGAAAUGCCUACAGAACGGGUAAGAAACUACGUUAACGAUAUUUUCCACUUUGAAUUGCCGAAAUCACCAAGAGGAAACAACGAUGGGAAGAAAAUAGAUGAUGAAAAGUUAGCAAAAGCUGAAUAUUUGCAGAGCGUCAUCUUGAACCGAACGAGUUCUUCUCCAAACAUAACUGUAUCCAAAAGUAGUUCUGGUAGACCAAUGUCAGCUCGGCGCCCUGAUUCAAUAAUCCCAUGUGCGCAGGUGAACAUUGACCUCACGCUUGAUACCCCGCCGAAAGCGGACAUACGGACGUUUCGCAAAUCAACUGAACGUUCCAAAAGCGCAACGACGCCGAGGGAAUCACAAAGGGCAGUAGUCGAUAAUAUCAGUCAUUCAAAGACCAUUAAACAUAUACGUGUUAUCGAUUUGUUGAACGGUCCAGUGAAUGACGAGAACGUUUCUCCAUCAGUGGAGCGAAGUAGGUGGCCAGUUAGACUGUUGACGCGUCCAAGAUCACCAGUGAUGAAAAGGCCUUUCACUCGUACGGAGAAAAGCGUGUCAUUAAAUCUCGAUUGUAUUCCCGUGGAAAGGCAAGAAAAACCAACGUUCAAUCAGAAACGGGCAAAAUCUGCGAAUCCUUUGGGAAGGUCUAUGCCACACACACCAAACACUUCAAAAACAAAUACUCUUCGACCGAAGAGUGCUAGUCUGUCCAACACGUCUGCCCCUAUUUCUUACCGGAAGUCCGAGCCAGACAAAAACACAGAACUUCUUGCAGCAAAACCGUUUGCGAACGCAGACCUAUUGUAUCCAAAUAAAUCCAUGCUCACUAUGUUUCAUCAUGGUUUCAGAUCGAUCUGGCCGAUCGGACGGAAAAUAAACCUUAUUCAGAAUAAACGCCCGUUUGAAAAAUUUGAAAUGAACUCUUACUCAAGAGCGAUCGAACGUCAACAAUACCCUUUCAAGGGUAAUCAUAAUAUUUGUAUUCAAGCUGCCAAAUGUGAAAACGCUCCUGAUGUUUCGAGUCCGUUGGUAAUUAAGUCGGACGUGAAAUCAAAGUGCGAACUUGAGGAUAGUAGCAGGGUAACACAAACGACUGUCAGAAAGUUGUCUUUAUAUAUUGAACCAAACCGUACUCCAAGAUCGGUACGAUGAAUAGACGACGAAAGAUUCUAAACUAUUUUAGUGUGCUAUAAGUUGUUAUUACUUUUCUCGUGAAAAUUGUUAUUUAAAAAAAAUAUAUCUUGAUAAAAAGGUUUUAAUAAUUUCAUCCGUUUUGAUCAUAGUAAGAAGUCAACUUGAACAUGUUGUUGCAUUUAAUAUCAUAAUCAUCAUCACCAUCAUCAUCAUCAUCAUCAUCAUCAUCAUCAUCAUCAUCAUCAUCAUCAUCAUCAUCAUCAUCAUCAUCAUCAUCAUCAUCAUCAUCAUCCUCAUCAUCAUCAUCAUCAUCAUCAUCAUCAUCAUCAUCAUCAUCAUCAUCAUCACCAUCACCAUCAUCAUCAUCAUCAUCAUCAUCAUCAUCAUCAUCAUCAUCUGCAGGCGGGUUUUAUUUGUUUUAUUUGCAUAUUUAUGUGUCUGUCUGUUUAUAUUGUUGUGCAUUAUGUUAAAUAAAUGAUGUUUCGGUUC
Messenger RNA from Dreissena polymorpha, 3976 nucleotides. RefSeq lists its product as uncharacterized. NCBI's taxonomy places the organism in Eukaryota, Metazoa, Mollusca, Bivalvia, Myida, Dreissenidae. The record is from RefSeq and is a predicted model, not a curated record. The transcript has 9 exons. Gene Ontology annotation, molecular function: calcium ion binding. The coding region runs from base 266 to 3505 and encodes 1079 amino acids.